GGCCGCUUCGCGACCGUGGGCUUCACGAAGCAGUCCCAGCGCCAGAUCAAGGUCUGGGACGUGCGCGACCUGUCGAAGAUGGUGCACAAGGUCGACCUCGACCAGGCGGCGGGCGUCAUCGUGCCCUACUACGACUGCGACACGAAGGUGCUCUACCUGUGCGGCAAGGGCGACGGCAACAUCCGCUACUACGAGAUGUCCAAGGACAAGCCCUUCGCCUUCGCGCUGUCGGAGUACCGCUCGACGCAGGCGGCCAAGGGCUCCUGCUUCCUGCCGAAGCGCGGCCUCAACGUCAUGGCCUGCGAGACCGCGCGGUGCCUCAAGCUCACGUCGCAGAACGGCAACGGCAUCGUCGAGCCGCUGAGCUUCAUCGUGCCCCGCAAGUCCGACGCGUUCCAGGACGACAUCUUCCCGGACACCUUCUCCGGCCACCCGUCCUGCACGGCCGACGAGUGGCUCUCCGGCGUCACGAAGACGCCCCUCAUGAUGUCGCUC
Molecule: messenger RNA, 495 nt
Organism: Aureococcus anophagefferens
Lineage: Eukaryota; Pelagophyceae; Pelagomonadales; Pelagomonadaceae
Exons: 1
Biological process (GO): actin filament organization
Molecular function (GO): actin filament binding
Source: RefSeq, a predicted model, not a curated record